Messenger RNA from Trifolium pratense (red clover), 1438 nucleotides. RefSeq names its product probable leucine-rich repeat receptor-like protein kinase At1g35710. The coding region runs from base 262 to 1251 and encodes 329 amino acids. The record is from RefSeq and is a predicted model, not a curated record. NCBI's taxonomy places the organism in Eukaryota, Viridiplantae, Streptophyta, Magnoliopsida, Fabales, Fabaceae. Gene Ontology annotation, molecular function: protein binding. The transcript has 11 exons.
AAAAUAAAACUUGAGUGCUGCCGACUGGUGAGUGAGAUUUCCAAUUUCCUUUCAACUUGAUGAUUCUUUCCGCGUUAGCUCAUUCUCAACUUUCAUUAAUCAAAUCACCAAAUCUCUUUCCACACUCUCUUCUUCUUUCACUCAAAUCUAAAAAAUUUCCCAAAAUCUGACAAAACAUCAUCAAAGAAACAAAAACACUUCAAAAUUCAGAUCUACACAGCAACAUAAAAGGAAACAAAAUCAACAUUAAUUUCCUCAAAAAUGGCGGGGAUACCCUUUACUUCACUUUCUUUUUACCUCAUUUUCGCUAUUUCAAUUUUCAAUCUUGCACACUGCAAGACCCUUAAACGUGAUGUUAAAGCUUUGAAUGAGAUCAAGGCUUCUCUUGGUUGGAGAGUAGUUUAUGCUUGGGUUGGUGAUGAUCCUUGUGGUGAUGGUGAUCUUCCUCCUUGGUCUGGUGUUACUUGUUCUACUGUCGGUGAUUAUCGUGUUGUCACUGAGCUUGAGGUGUAUGCUGUGUCGAUUGUUGGACCUUUUCCUACUGCUGUUACCAGCUUGUUGGAUCUUACACGCCUGGAUCUCCAUAAUAACAAGUUGACAGGUCCUAUUCCUCCUCAAAUUGGUCGGUUGAAGCGUCUUAAAAUACUGAAUUUGAGGUGGAACAAACUACAGGACGCUAUUCCUCCAGAAAUCGGCGAGCUUAAAAGUUUGACACAUCUAUACCUAAGCUUCAAUAGUUUCAAGGGUGAAAUCCCCAAGGAGCUAGCAGAUCUUCCUGACCUUCGUUACCUUUAUCUUCAUGAAAACCGUUUGACUGGAAGACUACCACCAGAAUUGGGCACUCUGCAAAACCUUCGGCACUUGGAUGCUGGUAACAAUCAUUUGGUAGGUACCAUAAGGGAACUCAUCCGUAUUGAAGGUUGCUUUCCAUCACUACGCAAUUUAUAUCUGAACAAUAACUAUUUUACUGGAGGAAUACCUGCACAACUUGCUAACUUAUCCAAUCUUGAAAUCUUGUACCUGUCGUACAACAAAAUGUCAGGAGUUAUACCAGCUGGCGUUGCUCAUAUUCCUAAAUUAACAUACUUGUACUUGGAUCACAAUCAGUUUUCAGGGAGAAUUCCUGAACCCUUUUACAAGCAUCCAUUUUUGAAAGAAAUGUACAUCGAGGGAAAUGCAUUCCGGCCUGGUGUCAACCCUAUUGGUUUGCACAAAGUGCUUGAAGUUUCUGAUUCAGAAUUCCUUGUUUAAUGAAACUCAAAAGUUUUUUUUUUUUUCUUUCAGAAAGUCUAAAGUGUAUAAUUAUUGAAACGAUAGUUCCUUAUAUUAUAUAUCUCAAUGAAAUAGCCAAAAUAGGUAUUUCAAUUUUUUUGCCAAAGCUAUCUUGUCACAAUAAACAAUAGUUUCUUAAGUUUAUUAUUUAUGAUCUUUUCACGUA